Messenger RNA from Macrobrachium nipponense, 1722 nucleotides. Its product is annotated as dynein light chain 1, cytoplasmic. NCBI's taxonomy places the organism in Eukaryota, Metazoa, Arthropoda, Malacostraca, Decapoda, Palaemonidae. The transcript has 3 exons. Gene Ontology annotation, cellular component: cytoplasmic dynein complex. Gene Ontology annotation, biological process: microtubule-based process. Gene Ontology annotation, molecular function: dynein intermediate chain binding. Bases 159 to 431 code for a protein of 90 amino acids. The record is from RefSeq and is a predicted model, not a curated record.
CUGCCAGAAGACGCGGCCAGAAGACGCGGGGGCUGAACCAAUGAGGGUGCUGGGAGGGCCCAAGGCGGCAGUGAGGUAGACACUGGUGUAAUUGGUAGUUACAGCCGCUCCUCCGUCUCCGUCGCCUUCUGCUACCUCUUCGUCACACUCUCGCCAGGAUGUCGUCCGACCGCAAGGCUGUUGUCAAGAAUGCUGACAUGUCUGAGGAGAUGCAGCAGGAUGCUGUAGAUUGUGCCACACAGGCAAUUGAGAAGUUCAACAUCGAGAAGGAUAUUGCUGCAUACAUCAAGAAAGAAUUUGACAAGAAAUACAACCCCACUUGGCAUUGCAUUGUAGGACGAAACUUUGGCAGUUAUGUGACACAUGAGACGAAGCAUUUCAUCUACUUCUAUUUGGGACAAGUUGCAAUCCUCCUAUUUAAGAGUGGCUAAAGUCUUCUAAACAUCUUCCCCCAUUUAAUGCCAGGGAUAUUCUCCAAGUUAGAUGUGCAUUUCUGGAGCUGGUGAAUGUCCCCGAAAAAAAAAUACUAAUAGAUACCUCUACUCCAUGGGGAUGGAGGAAUUUAGACCACCAUUUCCAAGGGGUUGCUAAUCAUGUAAAGUGCUGCUAGGUUACUAGCAAAAGAGUCAACCUUUGUUUCACAUAAAAUAUGUAAUUUUGUUGUAAUCUAUUGCUAAGCAAAAGUUAGCAAAUGUCUGAGAAUAUAGACGUAUUUGCUUUCACUGGACCAUACCUGGCAGCACUCUGCUUUUGAACUGGUUAUGGCACAUUUUUUUUUAAAUACAUUUCCAGUUAUCUUAAUGUACCUCUUCAUGAGCUGCAAAGCUUUCUUAUUGCGUCAGCCAAGCUGGUGUGGUCACCCGCUGUGCUGCUGUGGCGGGUGACGAGCGUGAAUAUAAUUUAUUUGAUUGUAUUGUGCACAAUUCUCAUCCUGAAUCAUCAAGGAUCCUCUUAAACUUCCCCCUUAGAGUAGGUAGGAUUUAUUACCCCAGUCCCUCUUAAUCCCUGAAGUCCAUUGUUGAAGCACCUCAUUAAAAUUUGGUUUGGUGCAGCUUAUUGUGGGUGCAAACUAAAAGCAUAAUCCUGCCUAUACUGAAACAAGUUACGUACUUAACAAAAAAAUCUAUUUGCUUGUGAUAGAAGUCUCUAGCUAGUAGUUUCAUAUCUAUUCAUCUUGCAACCUGAAGUUAUCGUCUUGUCCGGUAACGAGUUUAUCUUGCUGUUGGGAUUUUUCAGCUUUCAUGUCCAGGAGCAGAAUAAUCUAUCCAGUCAUCCCUACUAAAGUGUAGCUUCAAUAUGUGAAAAUCUCUCACUUCUGAUUGAUUACAAACCCUAAAAUUUUGAGCACACUAAGUGAGGGGUGACAUCCAUAAUUUACAUUUCAUCUUUUCUUGCAUCUUGUUUCAGUCCACUCACCCUACAAGUUGUGGAUCAUGCAUUAAUCUGAAUUUUAACAGCAGCAUUCACUAGUGGAAACUUGUUUAGUAGCUAAUUAACAAUUUUUAUUUUUAAAAAAUGGAAUGAAGAUUGUUUUCAGAACUUUUUUCAGAACAACAAAAGUACCAUUUUAUUAAUGAAGGUCAUUUAUUUUCAUUAUUACAAUAUAACUAAGAAUAUUUUAUUUUAUGAAUGAGAACCAAUCAGUUUUUGGUUCAUAAAUGUUUGUUAUGUCAACUGCUGUGUUCUGUGAUGUUCAAAGUAAAUACAAUCUAUUUAUGUGUA